AUGUAUGAGAAAUUUGAACAGGGAAAACUUUUACAAGUUAGUUUGCUUGUAAACUUAGAAACAACUCUUCAAGCUUUUCAAGAAAAAAUAAACGAUAUCUAUAUCGAAUAUGCAAACCAGUAUAACAUUGACGAAGGAGAGUACCAUCUCGAUAUUAUUUAUGACAGAAAAAAUGCAACUGUUAAAAUCAAUAGAAUAGAAGACCUUGGAGAAAACGUUUAUAUUUCUACAAAAUAUAACAACUUGGCAUGGUAUAGAUUUAUGAGGAUGUUAAAUCAGCCUGCAGCAUAUCCAGUACACCCAGACUUUUAUGAAGUCGAAAACCCUAAUGGAACAUAUGAAAAUGUUUUCGACCAAGAUGCUAUUAUUGUUCAUGCUUCAUUUUCUGGCGCCCAAAACUCUUUCUUAUGCUUGGCAAAUGACUUUUACGAAAAACCUACAAAGUUAUACGAACCACCAAGUGGAAGUAUUUCAGACUUUCAAGUAUGGUUUACUACAGAUGGAAGAAAAAGAAUAAUUCCAUUAUACCAUGCGUUUUACUUAGAACUUAGUUUCAUAUACAACUACUAUCGAACGGUAAAAAUAUAA
Molecule: messenger RNA, 588 nt
Organism: Trichomonas vaginalis G3
Lineage: Eukaryota; Parabasalia; Trichomonadida; Trichomonadidae
Exons: 1
Coding region: 1-588 (195 amino acids)
Source: RefSeq, a predicted model, not a curated record